AUGGACCGCGAGCCCUUCAUAGUUGUGCUACUAGAUGGAACUGGCAUCAUCUUCAGAGAUGAAUUUUUACAAAAGGGAGAAGAAGGUGGAAAGAUUGCAGCCAAGAAGCUUGCUGUCGCCCUAAAAGACUAUGUUGCCAGCAAUUUCCCAGGCCUUGAUGCUUCAAAGAUAAUCGCAAGGAUGUACGUCAACUUAAAGGGCCUGAGUGAGAUGUGUGUCCGAGGCGUCAUUAGCACCGACCCAUCAUCAGUCGAGGGCUUUGCUAGGGGCUUCAACAAUGGCCAUCCACUAUUUGACCUUGUGGAUACUGGACUGGACAACGCACAUGAUAAGAUCGCAGGUACGCAUCGAGGCUCUUGUCCAAAGCACUUACAUUGGUAUUCAACUUACAACGAUGCGCUGACCUACUGCUCGCCGUCUUCAGAGGCCUUCAGGGUCAACCUAUAUAACUGUCACUGUCAUCAAAUCUUCUUAGGAUGCGCCGACACCAGUGCAUAUGCCCAGAUUUUGGUGGAUAUAAUGGAAGACAUUGACCUUGUAGGAAGAGUAACCUUGAUCGAGGGCGUCACCUUUGAAAAGGACCUAGCCAAAAUCAAGGCCGCAUACAGAGUCUCUCAGUUUCCGGAAAUUCUCCGAAAUACAAAAAUAACACCUGUCUGGGCCCCAUGGAAAGCCGCAGUGGCGUCCAAACCUCCUCCCGCUCUCACCCCAUCACCGAAACCAGGCGCAGUGCCACUGUCACGAACCUCGACUAGCACGUCAACAAACGCCAGUACAUCGCUGUCUUCCACGUCUGCAAGGCCGUCAAGCCCUGGAGAGUUCCAAGUGGUACAGUCGAAAUCAGCUACACCCGCACGGCCCAAGAUCGUUGAACGAAACAAGUACGGUCAACGUGUAGACCGAGUUGACUUUAAAAGCAUACCACGAGAAGAACUGAACCGCCUCAAGAAACUGAAAUUAUGCAACCUUCAUUACCUUCUAGGAGAAUGUACAGUUGAUAACUGUCAGCACGACCACUCGCGCAAGUUGACCAAAAAUGAACUUUCAAUCUUGUCCGCCAUCGCCCGCAUGACCCCCUGCCGAUACGGAUUAGAAUGCGAUGAUCCGGAAUGUACAUAUGGGCAUCGAUGCCCUCAUGCAGAACCCGGGAAAAGGGACUGUUACUGGGGUUCGAAUUGUCGAUUUGAUCCUGCCGCCCAUGGCAUCGACACCAAUAUCGUUAAAUUAACUAAGGUCUAA
This is a messenger RNA of Aspergillus niger, 1239 nucleotides long. RefSeq lists its product as uncharacterized. The record is from RefSeq and is a predicted model, not a curated record. NCBI's taxonomy places the organism in Eukaryota, Fungi, Ascomycota, Eurotiomycetes, Eurotiales, Aspergillaceae. The transcript is spliced from 2 exons. Bases 1 to 1239 code for a protein of 412 amino acids.